AUGGCUCAGGCCCCGGCCCUCAGCUCCCAUUUCAGCUGCUCCAUCUGUCUGGAGCUGUUCAGAGAUCCGGUCACCAUCCCGUGUGGCCACAGCUACUGCAUGAGCUGCCUCACCGACUUCUGGGACCACCGGACCGACUGCAGCUGCCCGCAGUGCAGGGCCACCUUCCGCCCGCGGCCCAAACUGGGUCGGAACAACCUGCUGGUCGAGAUGAUGCAGAAGCUGGGAGCCACCGCGCUGACCGAGGGCCCCUCGGCUCCUCCGUUCUACGAGGUCCUGGGCCCCGCGGCGGGCUUCGAGCACGCCACCUUUGACGUGUCCUCAGUGCGGCCAGAGCGGAACGAUGCGCAGAGGCUGUUGGGGGAAACGCGCAGACACCUGGAAGCAGAAAUCACGCAGAAAGAGGCGGAGCUUCAGCAUCUGGAGCACAGUCUGCGCUCCUUCUCAGGUCUGGCCAAAGCUGCGGCGAAGGACAGCAGCAGGAUCUUCUCGCAGCUCAUCGACUUCCUGGAGCGUCGCCGCGUGGAUAUGAAGGAGCUGAUCAGGGCUCAGGAGAAGGCGGAGAGGGCCCGGGCCGAGACCCAGCUGCAGAGCCUGCAGCGGCAGCUGUCGGAGCUGCGGCGGAGAGACGGCGAGCUGAAGAAGCUGUCCGGCUCCCAGGACCAGCCUCUGGUCACACAGAUGUGUGAGAGCUGUCGCUGCCCGGUGGCCGCACAGUCAGGAAGCCCCCUGACGGUCAGUCCAAGCCUCUCCUUCGGGCCUGUGAGGAAGGCCGUCUCAGACCUGAAGGAGCAGCUGCAGAGCUUGUAUCAAACAGAGUUCCCCAGCGUGGCCUCUGCCGUGAAAAGUGUGAAACUCCUGGAGCUGAAAGCAGCCAGAAAAGAUUUUUCCCUGAUUUUCUGGGACCCGUUCACCGCUCACAGAGAACUAGCUCUGACUGAAAGGAACCGCGUGGUCAGCAGAACUGGAGGAAUUAAGGAUUACGCAGACCACCCUGACAGAUUUGAUACCUGGGGUCAGGUGUUGUGCACUGAGGGCCUUCAGGGCCGCAGCUACUGGGAGGCAGAGUGGGACGGCCAGCAGGUGGCGCUGGGGCUCACCUAUGAGGGUAUUGGAAGAAAGGGAUCUUCUGAUGAGUGCAGGCUGGGACACAACGCUCUGUCCUGGAGUCUGCAGUGCGGCUCGUCCUCCUUCGUCUUCUGCCACGGCUCCAGGAAGCAGCCGGUGGAGGCUCCGGGCAGCUCCCUGUCCCGCCGGGUCGGCGUGUUUCUGGACCACGACGCCGGCCUGCUUUGUUUCUACAUGGUGACGCCCACAGAGGUCCACCUCCUCCACCGGGUGGAGGCACAAUUCAAGCAUCCACUCUACCCUGCAGUGUGGCUGGGAGGCAUGACCACCAUCACCCUGUGUGCCCUCGACUGA
Molecule: messenger RNA, 1422 nt
Organism: Menidia menidia (Atlantic silverside)
Lineage: Eukaryota; Metazoa; Chordata; Actinopteri; Atheriniformes; Atherinopsidae
Source: the annotation of a GenBank genome assembly